Messenger RNA from Debaryomyces hansenii CBS767, 978 nucleotides. RefSeq names its product D-arabinose 1-dehydrogenase (NAD(P)(+)) (gene ARA1). Gene Ontology annotation, molecular function: aldose reductase (NADPH) activity. Bases 1 to 978 code for a protein of 325 amino acids. The record is from RefSeq and is a predicted model, not a curated record. The transcript has a single exon. NCBI's taxonomy places the organism in Eukaryota, Fungi, Ascomycota, Pichiomycetes, Serinales, Debaryomycetaceae. Gene Ontology annotation, cellular component: cytosol.
AUGCCACAACAUAAGUUAGCUACAGAAGUCUACUUCGACUUGAAUGACGGUCAUAAAAUUCCAGCAUUAGGUUUAGGAACUGUCCCCCCUGAAGACAACGCUGAAGUCAAGGACCAAGUUAUUACUGCUGUCAGGGCAGGAUAUCGUCAUAUUGAUACAGCGUGGUACUAUGGUACUGAGCCAUAUAUUGGGGAAGCAUUGAAAGUAUUAUUUGCAGAAGGGUACAAACGUGAAGAUUUAUUCAUCACUUCCAAGGUUUGGCCAUCAUUCCAUCAUAGUCCUGAAAAAUCCUUAGAUAAAUCAUUGUCUGCUUUAGGAAUUGAAUAUGUGGAUUUAUUUUUACAACAUUGGCCCGUAUGCCUUUCAGGAGAUGAAAAUGGCUUACCAGCAGCUCCUAAGAACGACGACGGAAGCUUGAAAUACGAUGACGAUCCAGUUGAUGGGGUGGGAUUCAUUGAAACAUAUAAGAAGCUUGAAGAUAUCAAGGCAACUAAUAAAGCUAGAUCAAUAGGGGUUUCAAAUUACUCGAUCCCAAGGCUAAGAAAAUUAUUGCAAAAGGCGAAGAUUGUUCCCGUUCUUAAUCAAAUUGAAUAUCAUCCUCAAUUACCACAACAAGACUUAGUUGACUUUUGCCAGAAACAUAAGAUCUUGGUCGAGGCAUAUAGUCCUGUUGGUGGUCCUGGAGCACCGGUACUUAAGCUUCCAUACAUAAAUGAAUUGGCAGAAAAAUAUGAGGUAAGUGUGAAUGAAAUCACUAACGCUUAUCACAUUCUCCAAGGAAGAAUUACCUUACCUAGAUCUUCUAAUCUCGAAAGAAUCAAGACAAAUGUCAGAUUGCCUCAAUUAACCAAAGAUGAAUUAGAUAAAUUGUAUCAAAUUGGUGUUGAAAAUCCUACUAGAUAUCUGGUUGAUUCGUGGGGUUAUGGAAUUGGUUUUAGAUGGUGGAAAGGUGAUACCUGGAGUAAGGAAUUCGAUUAA